Messenger RNA from Megalops cyprinoides (Indo-Pacific tarpon), 958 nucleotides. RefSeq names its product zinc finger, matrin-type 4a (gene zmat4a). Gene Ontology annotation, molecular function: zinc ion binding; nucleic acid binding. The record is from RefSeq and is a predicted model, not a curated record. The transcript is spliced from 7 exons. Bases 38 to 820 code for a protein of 260 amino acids. Lineage: Eukaryota; Metazoa; Chordata; Actinopteri; Elopiformes; Megalopidae. Gene Ontology annotation, cellular component: nucleus.
UCUUAUAUUAGGUACAAGCAUUUUGCUCAGAUAGUCAAUGGAUUAUACCGUUUCUCUUCAAGUGCAACAUCAACUGACGGUGUUCCCAACCCAUUUAUACCAGGGUUACAGUUUGGAGUUACAGAUGAAGUCUACAGAAGUGGACCAGGGGCUUUUCACCGACAGCUACUGCAGAGUGUGCAGCGCUCAGCUCAUAUCCGAAUCCCAAAGGGUGGCCCACUACGAGAGUCGGAAGCAUGCAAACAAAGUGCGGCUGUAUUACAUGUUGCAUCCAGUGGAUGGAGGGUGUCCUGCUAAGAAACUUCGAACAGAUAAUGGCAGCGAGGAGGGUGAUGUUGAUAAGAACAAGUGUUGCACACUGUGCAACAUGUCCUUCACCUCAGCAGUGGUGGCACAGUCCCACUACCAGGGCAAGAUUCAUGCCAAGAGGCUAAAGCUGCUGCUGGGGGAGCCGCCCGCCAUUAACGCCAAAGAGGUGCCACCCAAUCCGGUGAAGGCGCCCUCAGAGACGUCCCCUGUGACCUCACCGCGGCAGCGCCGGGAUUCAGACCGCUACUGCCAGCUGUGCAACGCCUGGUUCAACAACCCAGGCAUGGCGCAGCAACACUACGACGGCAAGAAGCACAAGAAGAACGCCGCCCGUGCCGACCUGCUGGAGCAGCUGGGCAAAACGCUGGACAUGGGGGAGAUGAAAGGACUGAAGCGCAGCUACACCUGUGAUGUCUGCAGCGUCACGCUCAACUCUGUGGCGCAGUACCACGCACACCUACAGGGCUCCAAGCACCAAAACAACUUAAAGAAUCAAUUGUGCGUCCAGUGAAUCUGAAGCGGAGACAAACAUUCGAAUUGAUGUCAGACAAGCUACAGCCGGCUUGUCCUGCUUUUCUGCGUGUCUCUCUCAAUAUCUCUCUCUCUCUCUCUCUCUCUCUCUCUCUCUCUCUCUCUCUCGCUCGCUCGC